Molecule: messenger RNA, 2734 nt
Organism: Caenorhabditis auriculariae
Lineage: Eukaryota; Metazoa; Nematoda; Chromadorea; Rhabditida; Rhabditidae
Source: the annotation of a GenBank genome assembly
AUGAAAAGAACCGCAGAACCGGAGAAGACGGCGACCGACCAGUUAGUGGAUGGAUGUAUGCUGUUUGCUUCUAUGCUAAUCUUCCUUUACCUUUUCUGUGAAUAUUAAAAAUAUAUUUUUUUAACACUGCAUGCUAAUAAUGAACAUAGUAAGAUGAUUCUCAGAUCCCACAAUUUCAAGAGAAAACAAGUUUUUUUUCCAUCAUAGCUAUUGAUAGUUUUCAGCGUUCGAUUACGUUCCCAGUGAGAAGAUGAAAAAAAACAUCGGAACUUGGGAGUAUUAUGUGAGUUAGUUGGAUAUUUUUUUACUUUAUUGUUUCAAAAAAACUAUCGCAAGAGUUUUUUUCUUUAUUUUUUUAUGAAAAAAAUUCAGUAUAAAAAAACUCAUUUUGUUCUGAAAACAUGAUAGUGAGAAAAUUCAUUCUAUCAAAAUUUUUUUUAAUCCUAACCGUGAGAAGUAAAAAUCAUUGAUUAAUUGUAAACAUUUUCGCCUAAAAAAUUUUCUAGUUCUUAUGAGUUUAAAGAGUUUUGGAUUAGAAAUUACUGAACCGAGCAAGAAUAAACUUUUUAGGGCAGCAAGAUGCUCGUUUUCACGCACGAAAAAACGAAAGGCAGGUCUAAGCUCGCUUGUUUCGACUUUGGUGAUUUUCCUUGCUCUUUGUGUAACUCGUUUUUUAUUUUUCAGAUGGCACUCUCAUCAUCAGAACGCCGACCGAUCCGGAAACACCGGAAGUCCAGGACGAGAACGCAACUUCUCUGGACGUCACUCCAGACGUUUACGAAAAUUGGGAGUAAGGAUCAAACCAUUUUUUCUGUAAAUUAUUUCCAGGUUGCGAUACAAAAACAUGCCAUCUCGACUCCAGCAAUUAUAUGAAGAUGGCUUCAAGAUAGUAGUCUUCUCCAAUCAAAAAGGAGUCGAGGUUUGAAAAAACUCUUGCUCAGACUUCUAUUGUCCUUUUUUUUUUCAGGAGGGAACCAUAGGAGUUUUGCCGUACCAAAUGAAAGUAGAGAAGGUCGCUGAGCAGAUUGGAGUUCCCAUCCAAGUACGAUUUAACGAUACAUUUAGAAAUACGAAAAAAAACGAGUUUUUGUGAAAAGUUUUCUCAUAUAAAAAUUAAUUUUUCUUGGCGCUCGGUUUAAAAAAAACCGAUUAAAGCAUUCUUUCAAUGUAGCAAAAAAGGUUCCUGAAAGUGCCAAAAGAAAAAACUGCCUCAUUCUUUUUUGAACCUGAAAGUUACUCUAUUUUUUCCAAAAAAAAAAUUAACUUGAAACGCCCGCUUCAGCGAAAUUGAAAGAUGCGAGUUUCGCUAAUAUCACGGUCAAAAAUAAUCUCCCGCUGCAGCUGAAAAAGCUUUCUUCUAUUUUUCCAGGUUUUCGUAGCCAUGAGCCAUAGCGCUUACCGCAAGCCUUGCACGGGUUUAUGGGACGCUUUGGAAGAGAGAAACGACGGCGUCUCCAUCGACAAGGAAGCCUCGUUCUACGUCGGCGACGCUGCCGGACGGCAUCCUACUGAGGUCGGCGUAGUUCCUUUCUGCAACCAUUGACAUUUGCGCUGCAGAUCCAUCCAAAGAGAGACAAGUCGUCUGCUGACCGAUUUUUCGCGCUCAACGUCGGCUUGCGCUUCCAGACUCCCGAGCAGUUUUUUGAAGGCCUCGAAGUCGAAGAACCAUGGGGACCUCCUUCUUUUGACCCGCGGAAAUUGCUUGCUUCUCGGCUUCCAGAACUUGACCCCGUUGGUGAGUCACCGCAUGGAUUUUUUGGUAAAAGACUUUUUUCAACUUCUAAUUGGGAAAAAAAAGUUUUAAAACAGCAAAAAAAAAUUUCUCUGAUAUAUCAAACUUUGUGUUUGCCUGUUAUCUAUAUAACUGCGAGAAGAUUUGAGAGUUUAUUUUUUUAAAUAAAAUAGCAUUUUUAAGAAAUGUUUAUCCUAUAUACUUUUUUUCAUGGAUCAAUCUGCAGAAGAGAGGCUUCUAAUUUUUGAAUUUUUCUAUUAUAAUAUUUGUAAUCAAACUAAGAUGAGCUUUAAGAAAAGAUGAAUGUAGAGCAGUAAUAUAUUUUCAGAUACAAAACUUCCUUCGGAAGGUCAAGAAGUCAUCGUGAUGGUAGGUUUUCCGGGCAGUGGCAAAUCAACGUUUUCCAAAAAGAUUGCUGACGAGUACGGUUAUUUUGUGAGUUUUAUUCGAUUUGUGAUAGAGAAAUCAGGGAAAUGUUCAGGAAGUGAGCCGUGACAAAAUCGGCGGUCCUGACAAGUGCGUGGCCGUCGCCAGAAAAGCUCUCGAGGAAGGCAAAAGCGUCGUGAUCGACAACACCGGACCUGAUCUCAAGUCCAGGUGAACAGUACUCACCUGCAAGCAGAAUUCAACCAAAAACUGCAGGAAGCACUACAUCGAUGUUGCCAAGGAGAUGGGAGUCGGCUGUCGCUGUUUCGAGGUAUGAAAGUGGAGAGAAUCUCUUUGAAAAAUGAAUUCAGAUGAACUGCGACUUCGGCCGCGCCCAGCACAGCGUUCGCUACCGUCUCUUGACUUCCGAAGACGCUCCUGACGUCGGUGUCGCCGUCCUUCAGGAUCACCAGGACCGCUACAAGGUCUGCUUGAAUCGUUUAUGAAUAACUCUUUGGGAUUCAGAAGCCGCAUCUGGACGAAGGCUUCGACUCCAUAGUGACGGUGAACUUGGUUCCCGACUUCGAAAAUGAUUCUCUCAAAGAACUUUACUCCAAGUUUCUUGCUGACGUUUGA